GUAACUCAUAAAUAAUAUCACCGGUUGUGUCCAGGCAAAGUAUUAUAAAUCCUAUACACAUUUUCUUCACACAGUCAUAUAUAAAAAGGCUAUAGAAGAAAGCGUACAAACAAUAGGUUCACAAAACACUUAUAAAUUAUGACUGAACCUUGCGCGCGCUCGGGUUGUUACGAGUUGGCUCUGCUGGUAUUGCCAGUCUGCGACUUCUGUCAGAAAAGGUACUGCACGACACAUAUUUUGCCUGAGGUUCAUGGGUGUGGGGAUGCCUGCAGAAAGGCCGCGCAGCAGCGCGCCGCCGAAGCGGCAGCCCAGCAGAAAAAGAAUCUCAGGCUCCUUGGAAAUCAAGAAGCGAGGCAGCGCUUAGCCAAAAGGCUAGAGGAAAACGAAGCUGCGCGGCGAAAGAGGCUUCCGAAGUGCAAGGAAAAAAAGCCUGGAAGCCAAUAGGGUGCGUUCUUAAAAAAAAAUUAUUUUUGUUGAAUCUUAACUUGAGGGCUUAUAAAAUUUUGAAAUAUUCGGGUGGGCUCCAGACUAUAGGCUUGACAUUUACGUAAACACAAAGAGACACACUCCAGAGUCGAGAGGUGGUGAAGUUUAUUUUAACGACUUCACGUAAACCAUCCCCUUUGUAACUGGCGUCGUUCUCACAGGAAAGGCUCAUCGACGUUUUCACUUUAUAAGCGUGGUUUUGACAACUACAAAAUACAAGCCAAAAGUUUUCCUUUUAAUUAAAAAUAAAAUUAAUCGGUAAAUGUAGUUCAAUUUGUCAUAUAUUGGUAAAAAAAUGUUUUUCUGAGUUUACUAGGGGUGCCUCAAAGAAGCUGGUUGUAUCUGAAGUACUACAUCAAGAACGUUAAAUGGCAAACAAUUAAUCGGAAAAGGGAAAAAUAGCGGAUUUGUUCAUGGAUUGUCAAUGUCGUAGGUGGCUUCUAUCAGGUGCUCUGUCGUUUAAACAUAGUGGCAUAUUUAUUGAUCUCCUAAGGGUGUUCUUUCGGUAUCUA
Messenger RNA from Phytomonas sp. EM1, 998 nucleotides. The record is from the annotation of a GenBank genome assembly. Lineage: Eukaryota; Euglenozoa; Kinetoplastea; Trypanosomatida; Trypanosomatidae.